CCGAGUUCUUUCCUGUAAUAUUUACUUUCGUGACGUCACAAUUUUGGGUAUCGUGUUUCGCCUUUUAGUUUGCAUUAGCCGUAGUUAUGCGGGAUUAGGGCCUCUUUAUUCCAAUUUUUAUUCUUAAGCCACCAAUUAUCAAAAACUCCUAAAGUGAAUUCGGUCCAUCUUGAAAAAUCUUCUCGUGAAGGCAACAAAGAACACCAAGUAAAAUAACCACAUUAAAUCGGCAUCCCUUACAACCCGAUCGUAUUUCUUUAGUUACACAAUCCGGGAUAGCGCAAGUGUCAUACGAGCCGCACGUCCCUUCAAUAGAAAGAACUAUGGCAUCUAGCCCUCUGAAUGUCUUCAAGCAACCCCUUAGGCUAUUCUCUCGCCAGCCCGUGACCGGCUUCUUCCGCGACGGCUACUGUCGUACCGGAGGCGGUAUCGAUCCGGGGAACCACGCCGUGGCCGGGGUGGUCACGGACGAGUUCCUCGACUAUUCGGCCUCCCGGGGCAACGACCUGAGGUCUGUCGGCCUCAAGGGCGGCUGCAAGUGGUGUCUGUGCACGGCCCGGUGGCUCGAGGCCUACCAGGCAUACCGCACCGGCAAGGUCACCGCGUUGGGCGUUCCGCGGGUCGACCUGGACGCCACCGAAGAUAGCGCGUUGAGUAUGGUUGAUUUGGACACCUUCAGGCAGUUUGCUGUUGGACAUGACCAGUCGAACGCAAUUGGUGGUAAUAGUAGCGGUGGUAAUCCCACUUCGUAAAUGUCGAUUCAAGGGAUACGUAGGUCAUUCUAGUGUUCAAAUCUCAACAUAUCACAGACGGCUUUAACCCGCCGUUUAUAUUACAUACGUCAGUGGCGGAGAACACUAUCAUCUCG
Messenger RNA from Annulohypoxylon truncatum, 868 nucleotides. RefSeq lists its product as uncharacterized. The record is from RefSeq and is a predicted model, not a curated record. Lineage: Eukaryota; Fungi; Ascomycota; Sordariomycetes; Xylariales; Hypoxylaceae. The coding region runs from base 324 to 752 and encodes 142 amino acids. The transcript has 2 exons.